This is a messenger RNA of Scophthalmus maximus (turbot), 2849 nucleotides long. It is a transcript of the gene ptger4a, whose product is annotated as prostaglandin E receptor 4 (subtype EP4) a. The transcript has 3 exons. Gene Ontology annotation, cellular component: plasma membrane. The coding region runs from base 584 to 1921 and encodes 445 amino acids. Lineage: Eukaryota; Metazoa; Chordata; Actinopteri; Pleuronectiformes; Scophthalmidae. Gene Ontology annotation, molecular function: prostaglandin E receptor activity. The record is from RefSeq and is a predicted model, not a curated record. Gene Ontology annotation, biological process: positive regulation of cytosolic calcium ion concentration; inflammatory response; adenylate cyclase-activating G protein-coupled receptor signaling pathway.
GUUGUCAGUGGCGAUUUGGAAUCAGGGGGUCUUUCCCAAGGAGAGUUCAGCAUGUGGACUGGACAGGAGCCAGGGAUCAAACCAACCCCUCUGUCAACCUGAGGCUGUCACACACAAAGUGUCCGAGGCCUGAACAGCUGACGAGGGUUCUGAAGUAAAGUGAGGGGGCGGGACUGAACCCUGCAGGAAGCUUGAAGGCAGAGCCUCAUUUCAAUGAAGUCACUGGUGUCUCUGCCUUUAUCUCCAUGUCCUGGUGAGUGAAAUUUGCUUCUGUCUUGCACAGCUAAGAGGAUCUGAGAGCAAAUCACCAUUGACACGUCACUGACCACAGCAGCAGCAGCAGCAGAGCAGGCAGACUGUGUUCUGUGGGGACCUGAACGAUUUUUUUAUUUCUUUUUAGAAGUUGUUCUUUUAAGACAAGGUGCACGCAAUUUUUUUUCUCUCUCUCUCUCUCUCUCUCUGAUUUUGACAAUGUCACUCAGGCGCAGUUCAAGUGCAAAUAAGUUUGAUGCUCUGGACUGGAAAUACGGGCGUUAAGGAAAAGUUGUUUCACUCGUCCUGAACUAUAAGUUCAACAGGGGGCAUGACAAUGAAUAACCAGUCGAUGACAGGGAGGACCAUGGUGCCGACCAUUCCGUCUAUCAUGUUCAUCUUCGGGGUGGUGGGCAACGUCAUCGCCAUCGUGGUGCUUUGCAAGUCUCGCAAAGAGCAGAAAGAGACCACGUUUUACACGCUGGUGUGCGGGCUGGCGGUCACGGACCUGCUGGGCACGAUGCUGGCCAGUCCGGUCACCAUCGCCAUCUACGUGAAAGGGUCGUGGCCCGGAGAAGACCCCCUGUGCCAGUACUUUGGAUUCACCAUGCUUUUCUUCUCGCUGGCGGGGCUCAGCAUCAUCUGUGCCAUGUCGGUGGAGAGGUACAUCGCUAUCAACCAUGCCUACUUCUACAAUGACUAUGUGGACCAGAAGCUGGGGGGUUUGACUCUGCUGGCGAUCUACAUCUCCAACGCGCUCUUCUGCGCCCUGCCGAUCAUGGGCUUCGGCCAGGUGAAGAAACAAUACCCGCAGACCUGGUGCUUUUUGGAGUGGAGGAGCAACAAGACCAGCGACGCAGCCUACUCCUACAUGUACGCGGGUUCCAGCUCGCUUCUCAUCCUGGUCACUGUUAUUUGUAACGUGCUGGUGUGUGUCGCUUUGAUCCGGAUGCAUCGGCGCUUCGUGCGCAGGAUGUCCCUGGGAACCGACGUGGGACGCAACGUGGACCCGCGGAGGAGAGGACGCAGCUUCGGGCGCCUGGCCGGUGCAGAGAUUCAGAUGGUUAUCUUGCUCAUAGGCACGUCGGCAGUGGUGCUCAUCUGCUCCAUCCCACUUGUCGCUCAGGUGUUUUUGAAUCAGCUCUAUAAGACUCCAGUCGAGCCGAAGUUGGAGAAAAACCCCGAUCUAAGAGCGAUACGCUUCGCCUCCUUUAACCCUAUUCUGGACCCCUGGAUCUACAUUCUGCUGCGCAAGGCCGUUCUGCUGAAGCUCAUCGAGAAGAUCAAGUGUCUGUUUUGUAAAAUGGGAGUAGGGAGGCAACAGGGGCAGGGGAACUUCCACUGUAUUGACGCUCAUCAGCUUUCCUCAGUCAUCUCCAACCGGGACUCUAUGCGAGAUGUCACCAGCACCUCCCAGACCUUCCUCUACUUGCCCGAGGGAAGUGAGGUGUACACUGGAAGCUGUCAUAAAGCAGACGGACUCUCUGGUUCACGACCUUCAUCGGUCAGAAACUCACAAGCUUCACUGUCGUCUAGGCAGGGAAGCGUUGAAGCUCAAGCCAGAGAAGGGACUGAUGUAAUCAGGGACCUUUCAUCCUUGCCGUGCCCAAAAGAUCCAGCCAUUCAGAUGUCACUGAACGCAGAGACAAUGGAGGAGAAAUGCAUCUGAACUAACUGAAUCAGGAGAAAGUUCUCAGAUCGUAGAUCACCUACUGAAUUACUUCUCCGUAAGUGAAGGUUGGAAACCCUGAAAAAUGGGGUAUAGGCUCAUAAAAAAUCCUAAAUGACGCAUGAAGUUGAACACCUGGUGAAAAAAGAAGCAGGGAAACUUUAAGUGCUUUUAGCUUCAUCGUCUUGCGUUCUUCGUUCCAGCACCCAGCUACCUCAGAGAUGGCCACCUGUGACUGUGUGAGCUGACAGAGACGACCCACUUCUCCGUCUCUCAAGUAUCAGUGGAGGAAAAGCUAUCGUUCCUAAUUCCAGCUACUUUGUUCAAUCGUUGUGGAAACCAUUACAGUAGAGUAGAUGAGGCCGGUAAUUUAGAAUAAUUGAGUCACAAGUUUGUGGUCUUUAUGGUAAAUGAAAACAGUACUGAAUGUGAUCCUUAUGAGUAAUCACUGGCAUAUGUGUUACCAUUGUAAGGCUCGGCUUGUUUAGCAAACUCUAUUGUACAGUGCUUUUUGAAGGAGGUAUCGUAUUAGUUUCAUGACUAAUGUACAGUGCAGUAUUAUUAUGUGGUGACCACCAAUGUUUUUGUUACUCAGCCCUGGAAUACACACAAAUAUGUCAUCUCGAAUUAAGAAAACUUUGUUUUCCAUCUUACAGUACAGUACAGUAGUAUAAAGAUUCCUGUCCUGUAGUUAUUAACACCAAACCAUUUAAAUAUGACUGGGAAAUGUUGAGCAAUUUUUCCGCAGCUACAGAAAAUGUGGUGUAAUAUCAGUGGACAUGUCGCUUGGUGUGUAGAGUAUUAUGAUGAACAUAUUUCAGCGCAGCUGUCAGCUUGAGAAAAGCGAUGUUCUAAAAUGAUGGAUGUUGUGUAAAAUAUUGUUUGUAAUAAACUUAUUCUUCUCUAGGAGAAGGUUCUGGUUAAUAAA